Molecule: messenger RNA, 1563 nt
Organism: Exophiala aquamarina CBS 119918
Lineage: Eukaryota; Fungi; Ascomycota; Eurotiomycetes; Chaetothyriales; Herpotrichiellaceae
Product: 2,3-bisphosphoglycerate-independent phosphoglycerate mutase
Exons: 2
Coding region: 1-1563 (520 amino acids)
Biological process (GO): glucose catabolic process
Cellular component (GO): cytoplasm
Molecular function (GO): manganese ion binding
Source: RefSeq, a predicted model, not a curated record
AUGGCAAAGGUCGAUCACAAGGCCGUUCUCAUUGUCAUCGAUGGCUGGGGCUUACCCUCCGAGAAGUCCCCUCCAGAAGGAGACGCUAUUGCUGCGGCCGAAACUCCCUUCAUGGAUGGCUUCGCAAAGGAAGGCUCCGACACUGCACAAGGUUACACCGAGCUUGAGGCUUCCUCACUAGCAGUAGGACUACCCGAAGGCCUUAUGGGUAACUCUGAAGUUGGCCACUUGAAUAUCGGCGCGGGAAGAGUUGUCUGGCAAGAUGUUGUCAGGAUUGAUCAGACCAUCAAGAAGGGCGAAUUGAAUAAAAUCAAAAAUGUGACCAAUGCUUUCCAAAGGGCUGUUGAUGGCAAUGGGAGGCUCCAUUUUCUCGGCCUCGUCAGCGAUGGUGGUGUCCACAGCCACAUCAACCACCUAUUCGCCCUUCUCCAGGUUGCAAAGGAAUACAAGGUGCCACAAAUAUUUAUUCAUUUCUUUGGAGAUGGGAGAGAUACCGAUCCCAAAAGCGCUGCUGGAUAUUUGCAGCAGCUGCUCGACAAGCUUCAGGAGCUGGGCGUCGGUGAACUUGCUACUGUUGUUGGCCGUUACUACAUCAUGGACCGUGACAAGAGAUGGGACCGUGUAGAGAUUGGUAUGAAAGGACUUGUUGUUGGAGAAGGAGAGGACUCCACCGAUCCUGUGGUCACUAUCAAGUCACGCUACGAGAAAGGCGAGAAUGACGAAUUCCUUAAGCCUAUUAUUGUUGGGGGUGAUGAACGACGGAUCAAGGACGGUGACACCUUGUUCUUCUUCAACUACCGAUCUGAUCGGGUUCGUGAGGUAACCCAAUUGCUCGGAGACUACGAUCGAUCCCCCAAGCCUGAAUUUCCUUAUCCCAAGGACAUCCAAAUCACGACCAUGACACAGUACAAGACCGACUACACCUUCCCCAUCGCAUUUCCACCCCAGCACAUGGGCAACGUUCUCGCAGAAUGGCUAGCCAAGAAAGGUGUGAAGCAAUGCCACGUCGCCGAGACCGAAAAGUACGCUCAUGUGACAUUCUUCUUCAACGGCGGUGUGGAGAAGCAGUUUGAAAAUGAAGAUCGGGAGUUGAUCCCCAGCCCCAAGGUCGCUACCUAUGAUUUGGAGCCACCGAUGAGCGCUCAGAAGGUUGCAGACAAGCUCAGCGAGAGAAUUUCGGACAAUAAGUACGAGUUCUUGAUGAACAACUUUGCUCCUCCAGACAUGGUUGGCCAUACGGGUGUCUAUGAAGCAGCAAUACAAGGUGUGGCUGCCACAGAUGCUGCGAUUGGAUCCGUGUACGAGACUUGCAAGAAGGAAGGUUACAUCCUCUUCAUUACUGCCGAUCAUGGCAACGCCGAAGAAAUGUUGAAUGAGGAAGGAAAGCCAAAGACUUCUCACACAACCAACAAGGUUCCUCUCGUCAUGGCAAACGCACCAGAAGGAUGGAGUUUGAAGAAACAGGACGGAGUCCUCGGGGACGUGGCACCAACCAUCCUGGCAGCAAUGGGCUUAGAUCAACCUGAAGAGAUGGGUGGUACUAGUUUACUGAUCAAGAAGUAA